Molecule: messenger RNA, 1831 nt
Organism: Gadus chalcogrammus (walleye pollock)
Lineage: Eukaryota; Metazoa; Chordata; Actinopteri; Gadiformes; Gadidae
Gene: spag8
Product: sperm associated antigen 8
Exons: 6
Coding region: 176-697 (173 amino acids)
Biological process (GO): positive regulation of transcription by RNA polymerase II
Cellular component (GO): cytoplasm; nucleus
Molecular function (GO): microtubule binding
Source: RefSeq, a predicted model, not a curated record
GAUCCGCCGGACAACAGUGUCCACAGCCACAGGUCGUCCCUGACCGGCUCGCGGUGCUCGUCGAUUCUCUUGUUUUCGUUUCUAACCCGUUGCUAUCGCAAAGACGCGCCUCUAAUACAGCGGUCCGUUUACCAGUUCAAUGGAUUGAUUGACAACGAGGACUUCGACUGCCGCUAUGGAGAAGAAAGUUGGAAAGUGUCUAUUGGACAAUUGGGUGGAAGAGAGGGCAGUAGCUGAUUUAGCGGACGAUGCGUCCCAAGAACAGAUUCAGAGAGACGGUCACCGGGGCAUUUUCUCAAUGAAUCUGGAGAGCAAAAUGGAAGAUAUCACCUCCCUGAAGUCAGCCUACACGCCCCCCGUGGCCCCUGGGGUGAGGGAGCGCGGUAUCAGAGGAGAACUUCUGGCUAAAUUGAUCACUCAGAGAAUAAGUGAGGAGGUGCAUGCAGAGUUCAACCCUGUGACUCCCACCACAGACUUCUCCUCCACCACACACAGGGAUUUCACCGGUGGAGGAUUCGUGCCUCUUCCUCCCACAACCACGAAGAAUCACGAUUACAAAUGCGACCAGGCGAUUACAUUUUGGAGCGAGAACCAUCAGCACAUUCAGAGAACGACUGCAGUUCGAACAACGGACAGCCCUUUCAAGAGGUGCGCUCAAUUCAGCACCCCUAUAACCCAGCAGUUAAAUGACCAGUAACCCCCCCCCCCCCCCCCCCCCCAGACCCCAUCAUAAGCAUAGAAAAGGACAUAUAGCGAUGAGAACCACAAAAACUUCAACCAUCUCACUGCUGCCAAUGGGAGCGCUACUACUGUUAACUUUAUAGCAUCACAGAACAAAGCUUUCGAAAUGUAACAAAUAAAUAGCAUUUGUAACAUGCCAUGGUAAUAAAACAGAAAACCAAAUGAUGGCUAUCCGAUUUCACGAACACUUUGAGUUAUUAAAAGACGAGCACCUCUGAGAGCAUGAGAAAUUCUAGACUCUACGGUUACUUUCAUAAAUUCCCAGAUAAUUACUUAAUUAAUAGAUAGGCUACUAACCUGCCCGUGUAUCUGUCCUGUUUACGCUUCGGUCUGUUAUCAUGCCGUCCCCGGCUUUAACAUUAAACACAGCAAAUCGAUGAUGUUCAAAGAGACUACUACAUGUAAUGAGUCAAUUAUUAUUGAACAAACUGACACUAAGAUAAUUAGCUCAAAGAGAUAAUGGGUUACAGGCGGUAGUGUGUUAUGUAGUACAUUAUGCUCCAUGUCAGAUAUAUAGAUGCAGGCUAGGGGUGCGAGGUAGUGAAUGACACAGCCAGAUGGGCGCUCCUGUCAGUCCACAGGGCCUCGCCGCUGAGCAUCGGUGAUCCAUUGUUUCAUGCUCCGAUGGGUAUGGAGGCAGGUAGCUAUGGCGACCAAGCCAUUUUAGUCUAUAUCAAUGUAUUUCCCGCCCAAAAGCAAACCAGACGAUUAUCUCAGUGUUAAGGAAAGACAAGGUGCUAGAAUAGUAGUGGGAUUUUACAUUACGUCAUACCGAAUGCCGGAGCUUUAUGAGCUGUAUACUAAAUGAGAGGUGAAAUUAUCUUUUAUUUUUAAUUGGUCUAAGAUGGCGUGCGUUUGUGGAAAACUUCUUGAAUUAAUGACAUCAACGAAGAAACCCUCAUAUUGUCCGUGCUUCCGAAUCUAUAUAUUUUGAUCCCAGGUAGUUAAGCCGCAAUGCACACUUGAAUUUGUUCCUUAUCUUUCUGCCAGAGAGCCUCAGAUAUGAGACGCUGUGCAGAGUGACUGCGUUCCCGUGUAUUUAGAAAGCCUGGUGGGCUGUGAUACGUUUAUAGGUCACUUAUCAUGCCUU